GGCAAAGCCGAGAAUGGGACAAAAGAGCUGCGCGCAUUUUGCCACCUUGGCGAUGCCAUUCUGGGCCUUAACAUUUUAUCUUCUGGUGGUGGUGCCCGUACCCUCCCAGACAGCCAGCCAGCCAGCCAGCUUGGAGGUCGGCAAGGAGGAACGGCGACUGCAAGACUUCGAUCCCAAAAUGGCAGCAAACGCGGCAAACUCAGACGGACUGUCGUUGGCACGCUUCAGCAGCAGACGUCACCAGAGAUCCAUUGGACUAGGGUUCGGGCACAGGGGAGCGAUUAUCUCCCGGCCAGUAAUACCCAUCGAAUUGGACUUGCUGAUGGACAACGAGGACGAUCAAAGGACGAUGUCAAAGCGCUUUGAUGACUAUGGUCACAUGCGGUUCGGAAAGCGGGGCGGGGACGACCAGUUCGAUGAUUACGGUCACAUGCGCUUCGGACGAUAAACGCAACUGCAACUUUUGGAUAUGGGUCAGAGGUACCCGAGUUGUUUGCUUCUGUAAAUAUUAACUUAAACAAUGAUAUGCCCUAUACAACAUUAACGAUAGUCACAACAAGAUACCUUUAAUAAAUAUGCGCAUUCCCAAA
Molecule: messenger RNA, 590 nt
Organism: Drosophila subobscura
Lineage: Eukaryota; Metazoa; Arthropoda; Insecta; Diptera; Drosophilidae
Gene: Dsk
Product: drosulfakinins
Exons: 2
Coding region: 14-448 (144 amino acids)
Source: RefSeq, a predicted model, not a curated record